Messenger RNA from Clupea harengus (Atlantic herring), 1155 nucleotides. RefSeq names its product diazepam binding inhibitor, acyl-CoA binding protein (gene dbi). Gene Ontology annotation, molecular function: fatty-acyl-CoA binding. Lineage: Eukaryota; Metazoa; Chordata; Actinopteri; Clupeiformes; Clupeidae. Gene Ontology annotation, biological process: fatty acid metabolic process. The record is from RefSeq and is a predicted model, not a curated record.
CUUAAGCACUUCCUUCUCCCCGCCCAUUUACAACUACUUCCUCAAAUCCUCAUUCCUUGCAUGUGGCUGUAGGAAGGAUCCUGUAUUUUCUGUGCUGUAACAUGUCUCAAGAGGAGUUCAACCGGGCCGCGGAAGAGGCGAAGAUUCUGAAAACGCAGCCAGAAAAGAACGAAGUUUUGCAGAUCUAUUCUUUGUACAAGCAAUCCACUGUGGGGGAUGUGAACAUAAGCCGUCCGGGACUGUUUGACCUCGCAGGGAAACAAAAAUGGGACGCCUGGGAAACCAAGAAAGGGAUGAGCAAAGAAGAUGCCAUGAAAGCCUAUAUCGACUUUGUGGAGGAGAUGAAGGGGAAAUAUGGCUUGGCGGACUGAGAAUGAAGUCUUCCCUGUGUAUGUGAUCAUGGUGCCUCUGGGGUCGUAGAUCCAAGGGCUAAAUUCUAUUGGGGAAGUCUUACAAAGAAACGGGACUCCUCAGGGUGGCCAUGUAGGUUUCUAAUAAUCCGGACUAAAAUAGUCUGCAAUCUACCGUCAAAAGUAUAAAUGUAUUUAAAUCAAGAAAUAAUUACAAUGUCCCUGUCUUGAAAAUUGGAUGCAUUAUGCUGGUUUGAUGACCGAUAUGCGUUUUGUGUGUGUGUCUGUUUUUUAAUGAUAACUUGCUUUGAUAUUGUGAAUGAACUAAACUCAGUUUAUCUAGAGGGCUCUAACAGCAGUCCAAAAGAGAAGCUGUACUGUUCCACCAUGACUCCAGUUUAUUGUUCGGUCAGAGACUGAUCACAAAGCUGCUGUGUUUGACUGAAUGCAAUUUUUUCAGUAUAGUGACUAAACUGAUGAAUGAAAAAUGGCAAAAAGGAAAAACAAACAAGCAAACAGGCAAAUUGUAGAGAUUUCUCUUUUGUAUUGCAUACUUCUAUGAGAUGACCCUAAGUAGGAGCUCUACUCUGACAGUUUCAUACAUUCCAACAUGUCAACAACCUGUGCCUGAGAGUUUCACCUACAGAAUAAAAUAAUCAAGAGUGCUAGCAGUAGGCCUAUAUAAUCACAUGCUUUUUUGUGUGGCUUUGUUAGGAAAGCUGUACUUAGAACGUGUGCCAUUGAACAAUCUGUAUUGCCCAGAAAAAUGUGAUUUUUAUAAAGUUUUUCAAUAGUUGAAAUACAA